ACUUUGAGACACGCCGGUUGGCGGACGUCGAACUUGCUGCACAGCUCUGUACUAUAAGUACGGAUACCACAGCUCCAGCAUGGCACUCUACGGCCAUAACAUCGAUAUCCAAAUCCGGCCUCCCAACAAGGAGCCUGAAUGGUCCAGCAUCUGCAACAAUGUCUUUGACCAGUACCUUGAUACCGCUGAUUUGUUCGGCUUGGAGCCCGAUCCGCAUGAAAGAAGCAGCUCAAACGACUCGGCCAACCUCUUCGACUUUUCCACGGGGUCCGAACAAAGCCACCAAACAGCCGGGACCUCGCCAAUACCUUCCUGGAAGCACGGCAGCACGAAUGUGAUACCAGGCGCAGAAGCCGUAAUGUCAAUAGAGGCGCGUCAACCAAUAGCGAAGGAGCCGUUGAACUUCUGGGCCAAGACGUUGAGGGCGCUGGAGCAGAAUGCAGCAGCUUGUGAAAGGCAGCAGAGAUUACGCACGGUAAAAUCCAACCCAGACUUCUUGAGCCUUGGUGGCUGCCCGUCACCACCUGCCCUCCCGUCCUCGCCAAUCGACCAAUCAUUGUCGACGCAGCGGCGAAGGAGUCGACAUAACAAAGCCGCAAACGGUAGGCAAGCCUCACAAGCCAGGUCGCUCUCACGUGGUCGGCCUUCAGUAGCUGCAGGUGUUACGAAGUGUAUCGCAGGUAUUGCAAACCCAUACGCCACCGUGCGCAAAGCCAGCGCCAGUCCUUCAAAGAUGAUGACCCCUUCCCGCUUCUCGGCGCGAGCGUCUGGCUUCAGAGAUGUGUGGGCGCAGCGUGCCGAACGCAGCCCAAAGAAGUACGAUCUGCGUGUUUCGUUGCAAGCGUUACCCGCCUCUCCGCCGUCUUCAGCGAGGUUGCCUACUCAAGCAGUACACCACGGAGACGAUCAUGCUGCUUUCGGGAAUUCGCCAACCUUCGUGCCUUUACCGGCACCGCCGUAUACGGCAGGGUGUGAUGAUCCGCUGUCGCCACUGACAAGCACUUUCCAGCAUGCGCACAUUCACACGCCCGUUGCGUCGCCGUCGGCGAUAGCGUUAAAUGCUGCAGCGCAUACAAACAACGCAUACUUUGGGGACGUCGUACCUCUCGUUCAGCCAAAUCUUUAUGCCGUCACGCAGAAUCUGGCGGUGAAUGACAUCGUGCCGCUGUUUCCGGAGCGGACUUCGUCGCUUGCUGCGAGCAAGAUACAAUCUUUCGAUUUUGGCUUCUCAAGCUCGCCGGACUUGGAGGCCUUCUGCUCCACAGCGCCUUUCGUAGAGCCUGUUCCGGCAAGCUACUCGGCGAAUUCGCUGUCAUUCAUGGAUCCUUUCCGUGGUGAUGACAGUGUCUUGCAGUCGACGGAAACUGGUGGCCUGCCUCUGAACGGGUUGGGCAUCAGCUGUGACCCAACACUCGUUUCCGGUUUCGCCACACUACCACCCACUGUCUACCCAGGCGGUCUGCCAUCAUCCUCGACUCCAUACUCUCGGCCAGUUCAGCAAGCUCACGGCGCCUUCACAAUGCCCAACAUACCUCACCAUCAACGCUCCAUGUCCCACCUACACUCUCUCACGCCAUCUCCGCCCCCAUCAAGCACCACUCGAAAGUCACGGGCGGCGUCUGCUUCCCACAAUCGCCGCUCGAGCCGCCACCGACGGACAAAGUCUGCUAGCUCGUCACACAGACAUGCGGGCUCAUAUCACGGGAGCCCAGAGAAGGGUUCUGGUGGGUUUGUGAACUUCACCCCUCAGGAUAGCAACAAGAUCUUGAGUGGCGUGGCGCCUUCGGGCAGCUCGAAGACGAAAGCGAGGCGGGAGAAGGAGGCGGCGGAUAAGCGGAGGAGAAUAAGUCAAGCGGCUGUUCGGGCUGUGGUGGAGGCUGGUGGAGAUUUGGAUAGAUUGGCUGAAGCAGGGUUGUUAGGAUAGUCCUUGGCUGAACAGCGCAAAUUCUGGUGUUCUUCGACCCCCAAACACCUCGCUAAGUGUCCGCAAGUGAAUCUCCUGUCAUCUAAGUAGCCGUGCUCGAGU
Baudoinia panamericana UAMH 10762 is the source of this 2026-nucleotide messenger RNA. RefSeq lists its product as uncharacterized. NCBI's taxonomy places the organism in Eukaryota, Fungi, Ascomycota, Dothideomycetes, Mycosphaerellales, Teratosphaeriaceae. The transcript has 2 exons. The coding region runs from base 80 to 1924 and encodes 614 amino acids. The record is from RefSeq and is a predicted model, not a curated record.